CCACAUCACACCCCUCUUAUAACAACAAACAACCACAACAAUGUUCACCUCCGUCUCCGUCUCCGCCGCCGCCGCCGCCCUCCUCCCACCCCUCACCCGCCGCCGCUCGCCGCCGGCAUCUCGCGUUUCAGCGGUCAGCCGCAGAAGAAUUGGCUCGGAGCCCCUUCUCUUCUCUUCAUCCUCCCCCAUUCUCCCCGCCGCGGCCAUGGCCACGGACGGUGCCGCCUCCGACGUCGGGUCCAAGAAGAAGCUGCUCAUCUUCGACGCUGAGGAGUACCUCGCGGUGUCCCUGGCGAAGUACACCGCGGAUCUGUCGGAGAAGUUCGCCGCCGAGAGGGGCGCCUUCACCGCCGUGCUCUCCGGCGGAUCCCUCAUCAAGGCGCUCAGGAAGCUGACGGAGCCACCGUACUUGGACUCGGUGGACUGGAGCAAGUGGCACGUCUUCUGGGUGGAUGAGAGGGUUGUACCCAAGGACCAUGAGGAUAGCAACUACAAGCUCGCCUUGGAUGGGUUCCUCUCUAAGGUGCCUAUUCCUACUGGGCAAGUCUAUGCUAUAAAUGAUGCCUUGUCAGCUGAGGGAGCAGCAGAUGACUAUGAAACUUGCUUGAAGCAGCUUGUUAAGAAUGGCGUGAUCGCAAUGUCAACAGCAACUGGGUUUCCCAGGUUUGAUCUCAUGCUUCUGGGAAUGGGCCCUGAUGGCCACAUCGCCUCUCUCUUCCCAGGUCACCCUCUUGUUAAUGAGAACCAGAAGUGGGUCACCUACAUCAAGGAUUCUCCUAAGCCGCCACCAGAGAGAAUUACAUUUACAUUUCCGGUGAUCAACUCAUCUGCAUAUGUUGCUAUGGUGGUCACUGGAGCUGGGAAGGCUGGUGCGGUGCAGAAAGCACUUUCAGACAAGCAAACUUCAUCUGAUCUGCUGCCUGUUGAGAUGGCUGUACUUCAAGAUGGAGAAUUCACUUGGUUCACGGACAAGGCAGCAGUGUCCAUGUUGCAGAACAAGUGAAGCCCAUGGUAAUCGAAGCUGGAAGCUUUUUAUCUUAAAUAAAUGAUCAUGGGAGGCCUGCGUAGUUGCAUUCCUCCUUUAUGGAUUACUUAUAAGGGAACUUUGGUCCCUUCUGUAGUAUAUUGUGUUUCAGACACUCCUUAGGUUUCCAGCUUCGUAAAUAUUUUUUCAGAAA
Phragmites australis (common reed) is the source of this 1178-nucleotide messenger RNA. RefSeq names its product probable 6-phosphogluconolactonase 4, chloroplastic. Gene Ontology annotation, biological process: pentose-phosphate shunt; carbohydrate metabolic process. The transcript has 3 exons. The record is from RefSeq and is a predicted model, not a curated record. Gene Ontology annotation, molecular function: 6-phosphogluconolactonase activity. The coding region runs from base 41 to 1003 and encodes 320 amino acids. Lineage: Eukaryota; Viridiplantae; Streptophyta; Magnoliopsida; Poales; Poaceae.